CCUCUUUGCAGAAGCGGCUUGUGGGUUUCUCACACGGCUGCUUGAAGGGCUGAAGGGGGAUCUGGAAGCAACGAAAAAACACCCUUGAUGUCUUCUCCAGCAUUUCUUCCCUGUGGUGAAGGGAAACGAGCCGCCAUGCAGCCAGCUCAGAGUCCCGUGUCCUUUGAAGAGGUGGCUGUGCGUUUCACCCAGGAGGAGUGGACCCUGCUGCGCCCAGCCCAGAGAGCUCUCUACAAGGAAGUCAUGCUGGAGAAUUUUGGCAACGUGGCGUCUCUGGAACCUCUGAUUGCCAAACCUGACCUCAUCUCCUGGCUGGAAGAGGAGCAAGCGUUGUUUCUCCUGAUCUCUAAUGAAGAAGAGGAAUUGGCAGUGGGAGAGAGAUGGGAGUCAGUGAAAGAAAUGGAAAAGCAUGAGGUGAUGAAGACAGAAGAAAGCGUUCCAGAUGUAAAAGAGAAAACUGGAUUUUACAAAGGAGUGCAGAAGGAGGAAGGAGAGCAUCCGCAUACAGGAAAAAAUCCUUGCAGUCUUUUACAGGGCGAUAAAAUUCCACUACAAAACAUAUGCAAAGCAGAAAGCAGAAGUGAGUGUGCUGCAAGUGAAAAAAUAACUUCUGAAAAAUCCGAUAUGAAUAUGCCUUUGAAAACCCACAAAGGAAAGAAAAAGUGUAAAUGGCUGGACUGUGGAAAAACUUUCAGUCACAGUGGACACCUUAAUAUCCAUCAAAGAAUUCACACAGGGGAGAAGCCAUAUAAAUGCCCAGAGUGUGGAAAAAAUUUUGGACGGAAAUAUAACUUAACAUCCCAUCAAAGAAUUCACAGAGGGGAGAAACCACAUAAAUGCCUGGAGUGUGGGAAAAGCUUCAGGGAGAAACGGAAACUUACAGUUCAUCAAAGAAUUCACACAGGGGAGAAACCAUAUAAAUGCCCAGAGUGUGGAAAAUCUUUCAUUCACAGUGGAGACCUAACUGUCCAUCAAAGAAUUCACACAGGGGAGAAACCAUAUAAAUGCCCAGAGUGUGGAAAAAACUUUGGACGGAAAAAUAGCUUAACAUCCCAUCAAAGAAUUCACAGAGGUGAGAAACCACAUAAAUGCUUGGAGUGUGGGAAAAGCUUCAGUGAGAGAGGAAAAUGUACUGUCCAUCAAAGAAUUCACACAGGGGAGAAACCCUAUAAAUGCCUGGACUGUGAUAAAAGCUUCAGUGAGAGAGGAAAGCUUACAGUCCAUCAAAGAAUUCACACAGGGGAGAAAAGAUAUAAAUGCCCAGAGUGUGGAAAAUCUUUCAUUCACAGUGGAGACCUAACUGUCCAUCAAAGAAUUCACACAGGGGAGAAACCAUAUAAAUGCUUAGAGUGUGGAAAAAAUUUUGGGCGGAAAUAUAACUUAACAUCUCAUCAAAGAAUUCACAGAGGGGAGAAACCACAUAAAUGCCUGGAAUGUGGAAAAAGUUUCAGUCACAACGGUAACCUCACUUCACAUCAAAAAAUUCACACAGGAGAGAAACCGUAUAAGUGCCUGGAGUGUGGAAAAAACUUCAGUGCGAGAGGAAAACUUACUGUCCAUCAAAGAAUUCACACAGGGGAGAAACCAUAUAAAUGCCUGGAGUGUGGAAAAAGCUUCAGUAAGAGCGAAAACCUUACCCGCCACUACAGAAUUCACACAGGGGAGAAACCAUAUAAAUGCCUGGAGUGUGGGAAAAGGUUCAAUGAGAGAGGAAAACAUACUGUCCAUCAAAGAAUUCACUCAGGGGAGAAGCCAUAUAAAUACCUGGAGUGUGGGAAAAAACUUUGGGAGGAAAUAUACCCAUACUACCCAUCAAAGAAUUCACACAGGGAAGAAACAGAAUUCACGUGGGAAUUACCACAUAAAUGCCUGGAGUGUGGAAAGAGCAUCAGUGAGACUGACAGUCUUAUUGUCCAUCAAACAAUUCACAAAGUGGAGAAACUAUAUAAAUGCCUGGAGUGUGGAAAAAGCUUCGGUGGAAAGAGCAACCCCACUUGCGUGCCUGGAGAUCAGAAGCAGUUGGCAUCAGACGACGCUGGGUGUGCUCAACGUUGCCUCCUGAAAUCCCAGAAAGCAGAGGAGAUUCGGAGAGAUCCCCGGCAGGGAAUGGGCCACAGCAGAAAGUCACCUUUGACAUCUUCGCCAUCGUCUCCUCCACGUGGUGAAAUGAAAAGAGCCGCCAUGCAGCCCACUCAGAGUCCCGUGUCCUUUGAAGAGGUGGCUGUGCAUUUCACCCAGGAGGAGUGGACCCUGCUGCGCCCAGCCCAGAGGGCUCUCUACAAGGAAGUCAUGCUGGAGAAUUUUGGGAACGUGGCCUCUCUGGCACCUCAGAUUGCAAAACCUGACCUCAUAUCCUGGCUGGAAAAGGAGCAGGAGUUGUUUCUCCUGAGCGCUAAUGAAGAGGAGGGAUUGGCAGUGGGAGAGACAUGGAAGUCAGUGAAAGAAAUGGAAAAGCAUGAGGUGAUGGAGAAAGAAGAUACAUUUCCAGGUGUGAAAGAGAAGGCUGGAUGUUAUGAAGGAGUGCAGAGGGAGGAAAGACACCACCGGCAUACAGGAAGAAAUACUUGCUGUCUUUUACGGGGUGAUGACAUUCCACUGCUUCAAAAAAGAUGCAAAGCAGAAAGCAGAAAUGAGCGCAGUAGAAGUGAAAAAAGAACCUCUGAAAAUCCCCAUAUUAAUAUGCUUUUGAAAACCGAGAAUGGAGAGAGAAUGUGUAAAUGGCCAGAGUGCCGAAAAACCUUCAGUCACGUUGGACACCUUAAUAUCCAUCAAAGAGUUCAUCUAGAGGAGAAGCCAUAUAAAUGCCCAGAGUGCGGGAAAAGGUUUGGACAGAAAGAUCAUUUAACAUCCCAUCAAAGAAUUCACACAGGGGAGAAACCCUAUAAAUGCCUGGUGUGUGGGAAGAGCUUCAGUGAGAUCAGAAAACUUACAGUCCAUCAGAGAAUUCACACAGGGGAGAAACCAUAUAAAUAUCUAGAUUGUGGGGAAAGCUUUGCACAGAAACAUAUCUUAGUGUUCCAUCAACUAAUUCACAUAGGGGAGAAAACAUAUAAAUGCCUGGGUUGUGGAAAAAUUGUUAGUCACACUGAAGACCUCACUAUCCAUCAAAGAAUUCACACAAGGGAGAAGCCAUAUAGAUGCCUAGAGUGUGGGGAAAGCUUUGGGAGUAAAGCUAAUCUAACAUCUCAUCAAAGAUUGCACACAGAGGAGAAACCAUAUACAUGCCUAGAGUGUGGAAAAACCUUUAGAUAUAACGCUAAACUAACAUCCCAUCAAAGAAUGCACACAGGGGAGAAACCAUAUAAAUGUAUAGAGUGUGGAAAAAACUUUGGAUGGAAAGCUAACCUAACAUCCCAUCAAAGAAUGCACACAGGAGAAAAACCAUAUAAAUGCUCCGUGUGUGCGAAAAGUUUUGCGUGGAAAGAUAAGCUAACUUCCCAUCAAAGAAUGCACACAGGAGAAAAACCAUAUAAAUGCUCCGUGUGUGCAAAAAGUUUUGCGUGGAAAGAUAACCUAACUUCCCAUCAAACAAUUCACAAUGGGGAGAAACCACAUAAAUGCCUAGAGUGUGGAAAAGCGUUCAGGCAGAAGGGAAAUCUUACUGUCCAUCAAAGAAUUCACACAAGGGAGAAGCCAUAUAAAUGCUUGGAGUGUGGAAAAAGCUUCCGUGAGAGAGGAAAACUUACUGUCCAUCAAAGAAUUCACUCGGGGGAGAAGCCAUAUAAAACCUGGAGUGUGGGAAAAAAUUUUGGGAGGAAAUAUACCCAUACUACCCAUCAAAGAAUUCACACAGGGAAGAAACUAUAUAAAUGCCUGGAGGGUGGGAAAAGCCUUGAGGGUGGGAAAAUGCCUGGAGGGUGGGAAAAGCCUAGUGUUCCAUCAACUAAUUCACAUAUGGGAGAAAAGCUAUCAACACCUGGAGCAUGGAAAAACUUUCAGUCACAGUGGAGACCUUACUCUCCAUCAAAGGAUUCACACAUGGGAGAAGCCAUAUAAAUGCCUACAGUGUGGAAAAGGCUUUGGAUGGAAAGCUAGCCUAAUAUCCCACCAGAGAAUUCACGUGGGAAUUACCACAUAAAUGCCUGGAGUGUGGAAAGAGCAUAAGUGAGACUGACAGUCUUAUUGUACAUCAAACAAUUCACAAAGUGGGGAAAGUAUAUAAAUGCCUGGAGUGUGGAAAAAGCUUCGGGUGAAAAGAUAGCUUAGUGUUCCAUCAACGAAUUCACAUGAGAGAAAAGAUAUAAAUGCCUGGAGUGUGGAAAACAUUUCAGUAACAGUGGACACCAUACUUCCCAUCGAAGAAUUCACAUGGGGAGAAAAACAAAUACCUAGAUUGUGAAAAAUGCUGGUCAAAGUGGACGCCUUGCUUUCCAUCAAAUAAAUAUAAUACCAAUUAAA
Eublepharis macularius is the source of this 4398-nucleotide messenger RNA. Its product is annotated as zinc finger protein 347-like. Gene Ontology annotation, molecular function: DNA-binding transcription repressor activity, RNA polymerase II-specific. The record is from RefSeq and is a predicted model, not a curated record. Gene Ontology annotation, biological process: negative regulation of transcription by RNA polymerase II. NCBI's taxonomy places the organism in Eukaryota, Metazoa, Chordata, Lepidosauria, Squamata, Eublepharidae.